AUGAUCCAAAUUCUCAGCUCACUAGCUCAAGUGGAAUACAGUGGGGUUGCAGCUCAAGACUCUAUUAGUAAAGGAGAUCAUGUUUCUGACAAUCUGGUUGCAACUGAAAACAAAAUGGUAAAUGAUCGUGAUGAUGAGGGAAUUAGUGACAAUAUGACAAGUAGUGAUGUAGUCGAGGAUCAAAAAGUUGAGAUACGGCAGAACUUGACUGAACUUGAAGGUAGUGUUCAAGUAGCAGGGGACGAUGGUUUUGCUAAUGGGAGUACUACCAUUGAUUCUGUCGAAUGA
This is a messenger RNA of Prunus armeniaca (apricot), 288 nucleotides long. Lineage: Eukaryota; Viridiplantae; Streptophyta; Magnoliopsida; Rosales; Rosaceae. The record is from the annotation of a GenBank genome assembly.